CUACCAUAUGAUAUGAUAUGUUAACAGUCCACUUUGAAUAGCAAAUAAAUUUUUCGGUGUUUUUCUUUGAUAAUCGCAAAAAACGAAAUUUUCAGUUAAAUCACAAAAUUAUAAAAAAAGCAGUACCUUUAUAUUGAUAUUUCAUAGAGACUUUUUUAGUUAAAUUGCGUAAACAUGGGUUCUCUGAGAGUUUUUGGAGUAAUUUUGAGGCAACACAUGCACAGAUCUCUCCCCACCUUUGGUUGUAUGCGUUACUACAGCUGUGAAACGAAACAGGCACCUAAAAUGAGAUUUGUUCAAUUCUUACGUAAAAAUGAUGAACGCCAGCGUCUGGGUGUUGUAUCCGAAGAUGGCACUUCUUUGGUGGAGUUAUCUAGUGGAUCAUGUGUUUCAAACGACAUGGUCGCAUUCAUCAAACAGAAUUAUUCCAUUUCGGAAUUAGAAGAUAAAUUGAAAAAUUUCCAAAGCGAAGAGAUGAAUGAUUCUAUUACAUUGCUACCUCCCGUUACCAAUCCUGAGAAGAUUAUCUGCAUUGGUCUAAACUAUCAAGAUCAUUGCGAAGAACAAAAUAAGGAACCUCCAAAAGAACCAAUGUUCUUUAGUAAAUACAACAAUACUUUGGUUGGCCCAAGGGGCAAUGUCAUUGCCCAUCAAAUUACAGAUAAAAUUGAUUGGGAAAUUGAACUGGCUGUCAUAAUUGGAAAGAAAUGCAAGGAUGUUAGUCGCGAACAUGCUUUGGAUCAUGUGUUUGGUUACAGUGUUGCUCAGGAUAUUUCAGCACGUGACUGGCAAAAGCAACGUAAUGGUGGACAAUUUUUAAUUGGCAAGUCUAUGGACACAUUUUUACCUAUUGGACCAUCAAUUGUACACAAAAGCCUAAUUAAGGAUCCACAUGAUCUUGAAAUGGUUUGCAAAAUAAAUGGCGUUGAAAAACAACACGGUAAUACUAACAACAUGAUUUAUAAAAUCGACGACAUUAUUAGUCGUUUAUCACAAUCAAUAACAUUGCAGCCUGGAGAUAUAAUCUUAACUGGUACACCUAAAGGUGUUGGCAUGCAUCGUAAUCCUCCAGAAUACCUUAAACCUGGAGAUGUAAUUGAAAGUGAAAUUCAAUGUUUGGGUAAAUUGGUGAACAAAGUUGUAGCACCCUAAAUUAUAUUACCUUAUAUCACCAGAAAAAGGCAAUUUUAACACACCAUGUGCAAUUUGUUCAUAUAUUUGUUUCAUUGUAAUUCCCAAAAUCAACAUAAAGUUUAAAACAAUGUGCAUUUAUUAAAUGUUAUAUCUUUGCUAUAUGUUUUUUAUUCGUGUUAUAUUUAAUAAAAAAUUAAAUAAUGAAAAA
Messenger RNA from Musca domestica (house fly), 1342 nucleotides. Its product is annotated as fumarylacetoacetate hydrolase domain-containing protein 2A. Bases 175 to 1152 code for a protein of 325 amino acids. The transcript has 5 exons. NCBI's taxonomy places the organism in Eukaryota, Metazoa, Arthropoda, Insecta, Diptera, Muscidae. The record is from RefSeq and is a predicted model, not a curated record. Gene Ontology annotation, molecular function: hydro-lyase activity.